Messenger RNA from Schistosoma haematobium, 1452 nucleotides. RefSeq lists its product as uncharacterized. NCBI's taxonomy places the organism in Eukaryota, Metazoa, Platyhelminthes, Trematoda, Strigeidida, Schistosomatidae. Gene Ontology annotation, biological process: cell adhesion; proteolysis. The record is from RefSeq and is a predicted model, not a curated record. Gene Ontology annotation, molecular function: metalloendopeptidase activity. The transcript is spliced from 13 exons. Bases 1 to 1452 code for a protein of 483 amino acids. Gene Ontology annotation, cellular component: cytoplasm; membrane.
AUGCGGCCACAAUAUCAUUACUGCGAAGGUGGUUGUAACAAAGUGUCGAUAUGUAACGGUUUUGAAAUCCCCGAGAAGUAUCUCCAGAAAUGUCUUUCAUCUGAAGAAGAUGUGGAAAAAGUCCAAGUCAAAAAGUCAGACAAAAUUGACUUUAUUCUGUUUAUUCGUUCGGGUGAUUAUGGACCUCACACAUCGUUGGCUACAGCUGACACUUGUCAGCUGGAUUUAGACACGAAUAGACCAAUCGCCGGUUCAAUUACAAUUUUAUCAGCUAUGAAAUAUAUUGAUUACAACCCAGGCGAAUUGAAACGAGUUAUUAUUCAUGAAUUAGGACAUACAUUCGGCUUCGAUUAUCAGUUGUUUCCUUACCUACGUCAUGAUGAUGGUAGUCCUAGAACAAAGCGUAACCAACAUACUGGUGAACCGGAAUUGUCAACAGAUGCCAACGAAGGAUUAAAAGCUGAUCGAAAUACUAUAAAAUACGUGUCCAGGACAUGGCAUACAGUCUCCGGUGAGAACACGUACAAGAGAGUCGCAUUAACAUUACCAAGUGUAGUCAACUUUGCAAGAAAUCAUUUUCGAUGCAAUGAGCUUGAUGCAGUUGAUCUAGAAUCCGAUGGUGGCGUUGGAUCUAAACAUUCACACUUCGAACGACGUCUGUCUAUUGGUGAAGCUAUGUCUGCUACUUGCGACAUCAUGGCGUCUGUUUCAGGUUUAACUCUCAGCUACUUCAAAGAUACUGGAUGGUAUAAUGUAGAUAUUUCUAUGGCUAAACCAUGGGAUUGGGGUCGUGGUCAAGGAUGUGAAUUUAUUUUCAAAAGUUGUGGUGAAUUCAUUAAAAGUCAACGGACGUUAUCACCUUGGUGUGAUGAACUAAAUGAUGCAAAUUUUGUUCACUGCAUUCCCCAUGUGAAUGCAUACGGAAUAUGCAAUUUAAAGAAUCUCAGUUUACCUCUAAACCCAGAGCAUAUACACUUCGAUAGCCUGCCCAAUAUAGUGCCUUCGGAACUAAGUAGGUUUGGAGGAUCUGACACUUAUGCUGAUCACUGUCCAUAUUUGUCUAUUAUAACCGAUGUUCAUGUGAAAUCACUGAAUUCUCACUGUGGAGAUACUAAUAAUGAGAAGUACCAAUACCCGAGCAUUUAUAGUCCAUCUUAUGGAAAGAAGUCACGAUGUUUCAAUUAUGGAACAAAGUAUGUGAGUGAAAAGCGCGAUUGGGCAUUCGUGGGUUGUUUUGAAGUGAGGUGUAGUCUUGAAUUCAAACAUCUAGUUUACUUCCGUGGUGAGUGGCGUGAAUGUCCAAGAGACGGUGGUAUUAUGGAAAUAGCUGAAGAUAUAACUGGUCGUGAUUGGAUCCAAUGUCCACGUUUUCAUGAUCUAUGCUCUGUUAAAAAAAUACGAGAAAGAAACGAAAGGAGAGAGAAAGAACAAAAUCUUAUUGCGCAAUCGUAA